This is a messenger RNA of Entamoeba invadens IP1, 2730 nucleotides long. RefSeq lists its product as hypothetical. Bases 1 to 2730 code for a protein of 909 amino acids. NCBI's taxonomy places the organism in Eukaryota, Evosea, Mastigamoebida, Endamoebidae. The transcript has a single exon. The record is from RefSeq and is a predicted model, not a curated record.
AUGUAUGGGUCGUUACCAACCGAAUUCAAAAUGGUCGAAACAAAGACAGGAAAGAAGGAGGUGAGCAGUUUGGUGGUAUUUAAGGUCGACGGUGAUGUGUUGGUUGGAGAGAAGGGAGAGAGACAAAUGAGUCAUAAAGGAAGUGUUCCUAUUAAAUAUCCAAUGACACUUAAUGGGAUAACGAGAGAACUGAAUGACGCUAAUAAGAAAAAACGAACUAUUGAAGUGAUGAGAGAAGAAGACUAUAUCACUGUUGGGGAAGAAAGUCCACUGAAAUUACUUGCAGGGAAUCUCACGAUUUCGUAUGGAUUUUUGAUAUCAUCACUACUCGACGAAGUCAUUGAAUUGGCUGAUGGAAAGACAGCGAAAAUGAGUGGUGACUUUCCUAAUGUCAUUUCAAUACCUUCCUUUUAUCAACCAAAACAAAUUGAAACGCUAUCUCUUGGGGUCAAUGCACUGAGUGACCAAGAGGAAUUUGUACUGAAAAGUGACCCGGACAUGAAGGAACAAAAUGAAAAAGAUGAAGGCAAAACGGGAGACGAAAUGUUAAAAGAGUUCAUCGAUGAUAUGAAUGAUGACAAAGAAACUCCCAAAGAGAAAACAGUGAAAGUACCGAAGAAAACUAAAGGAAAGAAAAAGAAAAUUAAAAAGACGAAGAAAACAGACAAUUUGAAGAAAAGAGUUUUAGACAAAUUGACACAAAAAGAAGAAGGCAAAGAAACUGAAAAUACAAGUAAAAUACCAGACCAAAAAGAAGCAGCCAAAGCUCUUCAAAGUGUUACUACGUUUGCACCAAAUCAUAUUCUUCACGCUCUUGAAUAUUAUGCUAUAGAAGAUAUUAAAGAAACAAAGAAGAAUCAGACGGUUGUUGUAGUGGAGUUUGGGGCGUCGUAUUUCCGAGCUACAAAAUUUCGAGUGAAAGGAAAGGAAAUUGAAAUGAUCCAACACGAGACAUCUUUUCUGAUUAACACCAGAAAGUUAAACCAAAUGGUAUUAAUCCUCAUCUUGAAAAAAUUUGAAAACCGGCAGCAGGUGAUUGAAAAGAUCAAUACGAUGACACCCGCACAAGAAGCAGCCCUGUGGAAAACAGUUGAUGCAUUCCGUGUACAACUCUCUGCAAACGAGAGAGUCAUCACUGAAUUUAUGGAAAAGCCGAUUGUGUUGGUUCGGUCUGAAUUUGAAGAACUGAUCAAAAGUGAUAUUGACGACAUAGUAAAAUUGUUAAUGCCUAUGAGAGAAGGUGUGGAUGCUGUGUAUCUGACUGGAGGACUGGGAUAUACGCCGAUUAUCAGUAAGAAAGUGGAGGAGGUCUUUGGGAAGGUUUCACGAAAGAUGACAAAAUUACUCGAAGGAAUGCGAUUGUAUGGGAUGAUGCACCCGAUUAAUGGCGUGUUAACGAGUGCCAGUCCACUCCCACUUAUCCAUGACAUUUUACCAUUUGGUUUUUAUGUCAAAGUUGGUGGGAGUGAUGUACAAAUCUUUGAGAAGAAUUACAAGUUGCCGGAUGACAAUGUAGAGUCGGUGGAAAUUGAAAUGAAUGGGAAUAAAGAUAUCCAGUUGUGUAUGUAUACACCGGGAAAGACUGAGUACGACGUAGACAACUGUUUUGACGAUUACGAAGUUGAAGGAAACGUUAUGUUAGAGAUUGUACCCCUUUCGAUGGGUUUAGUGAAGAGUGUCAAAGCGGAAAAGGUGAAGAAAGUUGGUGAUAAAAAGGAGGACGUUGCUGUUUUAAUUAAGAACAAACGAAGUCGUGAUAAGUCGAUGGAACUUAUUGUACAAAAGAGAAUGGAAUACCAAAAGCUGUUGAUGAACAUCAAGGACGACCCAAAUAUCGUUCAAGAAGACGAAGUGUAUGACUCGAUUUUGAAAGAGUUGGAUGAAGUAGAAAAUGGUGAAGACAUUGCGCUGAUUGACUUAGAAAAGAAGAUCAAAGUAGCGAAGAAGAUGUGGGAUGAUUUGAAGAGUGGGAAGAAGGAUGAGGUAAAGAAGUACGACAAUGAUGAACCAAAUGGAGCGAAUGAAGACGAAGAGGAGAAACAGAAGCAAAAUCUCGAGGAACACGAAGAAGAUCCUAAGGCUGAUGACGUAACACCAGAAGAAGAAAAAAAGCCAGAAACUGGAGGAGAAGAAAACCAAAAAGAAGAGGAAGAAGAAGUGGAAGUCCCUAAAAAGCCGAAGCACAAGAACAGCAAAACAAAUGACCAAAAAGAAAAGAAGAAACGACGGGAUGAGAUUUUAAAACUACGAGAAACGUUUAAGGAGAAGUUGAAAGAAAACAAAGAGAAAGCUACUACACACCCACCUGAAGAGAUUGGAGUGGAAGACAAAACAAAACAAAACUUAGUUGAGACAGUGAGAGAAAAGGGUGGUGCUCAAGAGUCUGUCACAAUGAAAGAAAAGGUGGAGCAUCUCAAAGCGAGAGUAGAUGCAUACACUUCGAUUAGAAAAGUACGUGGAGGGCCCGAACUCUCUGUGUUGUUAUCAAAUGCGUUAGAAAAAGCGAGUCGUGGUGCUUUAAUGGAGAGUGACUUUAAAGAGCUUGAAGAGAGUGUUAAAUCGUUUUUGACGAAUUACACGUAUUACUUUGGCUUCACUGAGAAAAAGAAGACGGUCAUUACGGUAUGUGGUGUGCUGAUCCUCAUAUGGUUUGUUGUGAUGGUUGUUGUUGUGAUGAGACGUAAGCACACAGAUGAGCCGAUUGAGAUGGAGAGCCUUCGUGACAGAUGA